Messenger RNA from Dama dama (fallow deer), 2994 nucleotides. RefSeq names its product epididymis-specific alpha-mannosidase-like. The coding region runs from base 1 to 2994 and encodes 997 amino acids. The record is from RefSeq and is a predicted model, not a curated record. NCBI's taxonomy places the organism in Eukaryota, Metazoa, Chordata, Mammalia, Artiodactyla, Cervidae. Gene Ontology annotation, molecular function: alpha-mannosidase activity; carbohydrate binding. Gene Ontology annotation, biological process: mannose metabolic process. Gene Ontology annotation, cellular component: lysosome. The transcript has 19 exons.
AUGGAGCCGCGGGGCUGGCUGCCUCUGCUCCUGCGGUUGGGCCUGAUGUGGCCCCUGGGAGCUCCUUCCGAGCCCCGACUGAGGGUAUUCGUGGUUCCGCACAGCCACAUGGACGUGGGCUGGCUGCACACCGUACAGGAGAGCAUGCAGGCUUAUGUCACCAACGUCUACAACACCGUGGUGGAGGAGCUGACCCUUGAGAAGAAGCGCAGGUUCAUCGCUGUGGAGCAGGAGUAUUUCCGGCUCUGGUGGGAUGGCGUCGCCUCGGAUGAGCAGAAAGGCCAGGUCCACCAGCUCGUGGCCGAAGGUCGCCUGGAGUUUGUCCUCGGAGGCCAGGUCAUGCAUGAUGAGGCCGUGACCCACUUUGAUGACCAGAUCCUCCAGCUCACAGAAGGACACGGGUUUCUCUAUGAAACAUUUGGGGUCCGGCCACAGUUCUCCUGGCAGGUGGACCCAUUUGGUGCAUCUGCCACGACCCCCACCCUCUUUGCCCUGGCGGGCUUCAAUGCCCACGUCAUCUCCAGGAUCGACUACGACCUGAAGGAGGCCAUGCAGAAAAACCAGGAUCUACAGUUCGUGUGGCGGGGGUCCAGAUCCCUGUCGGCGCAGCAAGAAAUCUUCACACACGUCCUGGACCAGUUUGGCUACUGCUCUGAGGGAUUUAACUGGGAUGGCGAAGUCAUCUUCCCAGGUACACCCCUGAAUGGCUUGUACCCCCAAAUACAAAUCCCUGUCACUGAGGACAGCAUCCCAAACUUUACCAGUCUCCUGUUGAACAAUGUGUUGACUCGAGCCUCCUGGUUCCGGACACCACACGUCCUCUGGCCCUGGGGAUGUGACAGGGAGUUCCUCAAUGCCUCGCUGCAAUUCGCCAACAUGGACAUUAUAAUGGAAUACAUCAAUAACAACACAUCAGAGUUCAGUUUCUCAAUGGAGUACGCCACGCUAGGCGACUACUUCCGGGCUGUGCACUCUGACCAAGUCGCCUGGCAGGUCCGAGACCACCACGACUUCCUGCCCUAUUCCUCGGACAUGCAUCAUGCUUGGACUGGAUUCUACGCCUCCCGAAGUGGGCUCAAGGUGCUGGCGAGGCAAGCCAGCGCUCUGCUGUAUGCUGGGGAGUCCAUGUUCACACGCCAUGUGCUGUUGGCUCCGCAUCCAUACCUGGACCCGGCCUGGGGCCUGCAGCAGCUCCAGCAGCUCCGCUGGGCGGUCUCCGAGGUCCAGCACCACGACGCCAUCACCGGGACUCAUGUCCCAACUGUGGGUGACAUGUUUGUGGAGCACCUGAGCACUGGGAUGCAAGGGGUGCACAUGCUGAUGGCCUCCAUCAUCCAGGACAGGUCUCCAGCCCACUCAGGUAAGCAAGAGCCUGGGGGACGCCUUGCAGUGGUCUACAACCCACUGGCCUGGACAAUCACCACCAUCAUCACCCUGACUGUGGACUUCCCCAGUGUCAGAGUCACAGAUGAGUCAGGCCGCCCCGUGCCUACACAGGUCCAGCGCUCGAAGGAGUUGCCCUCUGCCUAUGACCUGCACGUGCUGACCACGAUCCCAGGACUCAGUUACCGGCAAUACAGCAUCCGGCCCAGAAGAAGUUCCCAGGAGGACACUGGGGAGCCUGAGCCCUUUGUGGCCAAAACCACGCAGUUUGGAGGCAGACUCAGGAGACGUGGCGGGCAGGUGGGCCAGAGCCUGGUAGCUGUGGUGAACGACUGCUACAUCAUCUUCCUGGACCUGGACACCAACCUGAUGCACAGCAUCUGGGAGAGGCAGAGUAACCGAAAGGUAUACAUGACCCAGCAGUUCAUGGAGUAUCACGCAAACAGUGACGUCUGGAAACUCCCCGUUUCAGACAAUUAUGUGUUUACACCCAAUGGUAAAGCAAAGCCCGCGUGGGAGGCUGUGAGUAUGGAGAUCGUGGCAGGGCCGCUGGUGACUGAGGUCCGGCAGGACUUCUACAGGGAGCUGAACGACAGUGAGGCCACAUUUGCCAUCUACUCCCGGCUGGCCCACAGGCCCCAGAGCUCUGAUGGGGAGCUGCUCUGCCAUCGCAUAGAGCAGGAGUACCGGGUGGGCCCCUUGGAGCUGAGCCGAGAGGCCAUCCUGAGGACAAGCACCAACCUGAACACGGGACGGGUCCUCUACUCGGACAACAAUGGCUACCAGAUGCAGCGCAGGCCCUACAGAAAAUACAAGAACAACACCAACGCUCGGAAUUACUACCCCAUGGUGCAGUCAGCCUUCAUCCAGGACAGACGAAGCAGGCUGGUGCUGCUGUCCAAGCAGGCGCACGGCGUCUCCAGCCAAGGGAACGGGCAGGUGGAGGUCAUGCUCCACCGGCGGCUGGUGAACAAUGAUCCAGCAAACAUCAUUGCUGACCUCACACUGAACGACACCUCAGUCGUCCACCCGGUGCUCUGGCUUCUGCUGGGACCCAAGAACCUCACCAGUGGCCUGCGCCAGAGGAGUGGGCUGGCGCUGCAGCACCGGCCCAUCGUGAUGCUCAGAGAGAUGAGUGGUAAACGUGCUCCUCAUGGCUCAGGCCCCAGGAAGCAAGAGGCAGUGACGCUUCCCCCAAGCGUCCACCUGCAGAUCCUCAGCAUCCCCGGCUGGAAGUACAGCUCAAACCACACAGAGCACCUACGGACUCUCCAGAAAGACCGAAACCGCGAGGCCAAGGCAGACCUGCGCCGGGUCCUGCUGCGGCUCCAGCACCUGUAUGAGGUGGACCAGGACCCCGUGCUGUCUCAGCCUGUGACGCUGAACCUGCAGUCUGUGCUGCGGGGACUGGGCUCCGUGGUGUCCGUGGAGGAGCGCUCGCUCACAGGGACCUGGGAUGUGAGCGAGAUGCAUCGCUGGACCUGGAGCACGCGGUACCCUCCCCGCCACAGAGGCAGCUCCAGUCAUCCAUCGCCACCUCCAGGAGGCCCCGAGGUCACCAUCUACCCGAAGGAGAUCCGCACGUUCUUCAUUCACUUUCAAGAGCAGUGA